AUGGGGAGCAGUGUGCUCUCCUGGAUCUCCCAGGGGCUGGAGAAGGUGAUUCCCCAGCCAGUCCCAGCCCUUACCCAGGCCCCGAGGACACUGCAGACGCUCGGGAAGAGCUUUGAGACAAGCAUUGAUGUUCCUGAUCAGACAGAGGUUCAGGAGAUCAAGGAAGAGGAAGAAGAGGAAGAGGAUGUUCUGGAGAUAACCCCCUUUGAUCCAGAGGAGGAUGAACUGGACAACUGUGAGUCUGAGGUUGGCACAGAUCUGGACACGGAGGAGUGGACCGGAGCACAGGUGCUGGGCUGGCUGCUGCAGGGCUGGCAGAGGAUGCUGCCACAGCCAGAGCCACUGAAAAAGCUGGAGCCUGAGUCAGAGGAGGAGAAUUGUGAAGCAACUGUGGAAGUUCAUAUUGUCCCUGGAGAACCCAAGGAGACUGACCUCAUCCUGGAAGACCUCCACGAUGAAUGGGUUAAUGAAGCCACGUGUGAGAUGGUGGCCUGGGGUCGAGAGGCUGAGCUGGUGGCAGAUGCUCAUCCUCUUCCCUCCAUCCAGGAGGAGCCUCAGGAAGAAGAAAACAGCCUGCCUGAGCGCAUCGGGUCAGCUACGAGCCAGAGCAGCACCAGCAUCAAUACCCGGCUCCAGGAGCUGGUGAAGCUCUUCAGAGAGAGGACCGAGAAGGUGAAGGAGAAGCUGACGGACCCUGAUACCACCUCAGAUGAGGAGAGUCCCACAGCAUCCCCUGCCAAGCAGGCGCCUGUGGCAGCGCCGGGAGGGCCGCCGGAGGGGGAGAGGCAGGUGCAGGAGGAGCACUACUGCGAGAUGCUGUGCUGCUCGUUCAAGCACCGGCCGUGGCUGGACCGCCUGAAAAACUACCAGUUCCCCAGCAGCAUCGACCCCCUCACCAACCUGAUGUACGUGCUGUGGCUCUUCUUUGUUGUCAUGGCCUGGAAUUGGAACUGCUGGUUGAUCCCUGUCCGCUGGGCCUUCCCCUACCAGACGCCGACAAACAUCUACUUCUGGCUGCUCAUGGACUACAUCUGUGACCUCAUCUACCUGCUGGACAUCCUUGUCUUUCAGACCCGGCUGCAGUUUGUCCGGGGGGGAGAUGUAAUAUCUGAUAAAAAGGCCAUGAAAGAGAAUUACCUGCGGUCACAACGCUUUAAGAUGGAUUUGCUGUGCCUCCUGCCCCUGGAUUUCUUCUACUUCAAAGUGGGUGUCAACCCCCUCCUGCGCUUUCCUCGCUGUCUGAAGUACAUGGCCUUCUUUGAGUUCAACAGCCGCCUGGAGGCCAUCCUGAGCAAGGCUUAUGUCUACAGGGUAAUUCGCACCACUGCCUACUUGCUGUACAGCCUGCAUGUGAACUCCUGCCUCUACUACUGGGCAUCAGCUUAUGAAGGACUGGGCUCUACCACCUGGGUCUAUGAUGGGGAAGGAAACAGCUACAUCCGCUGCUACUACUGGGCAGUCAAAACCCUCAUCACCAUCGGGGGCCUGCCGGACCCCAAGACACUGUUUGAAAUCAUCUUCCAGCUGCUGAACUACUUCACAGGUGUCUUUGCAUUCUCCGUCAUGAUAGGGCAGAUGAGAGAUGUGGUGGGUGCUGCUACUGCAGGGCAAACAUACUACAGGAGCUGCAUGGACAGUACCAUUAAAUAUAUGAACUUCUACAAAAUCCCCAAAACUGUUCAGAACCGGGUGAAAACGUGGUACGAGUACACAUGGCACUCGCAAGGCAUGCUAGAUGAGUCGGAGCUGCUGGUGCAGCUGCCAGACAAGAUGAGACUGGACAUUGCCAUUGAGGUGAACUACAACAUUGUGAGCAAAGUGGCCCUCUUCCAGGGCUGCGACAGGCAGAUGAUCUUUGACAUGCUGAAGCGGCUCAAAUCAGUGGUCUACCUGCCUAAUGACUAUGUGUGUAAGAAGGGAGAAAUUGGCCGUGAGAUGUACAUCAUCCAGGCAGGACAAGUGCAGGUGCUGGGAGGACCCGACGGCACAACCGUGCUGGUGACCCUGAAACCUGGAUCCGUGUUUGGAGAAAUAAGCUUGCUGGCGGCAGGAGGGGGGAACCGCCGCACAGCCAAUGUCAUCGCUCACGGCUUCGCCAACCUCUUCAUUUUGGAUAAGAAGGACCUGAAUGAGAUUUUGGUGCAUUACCCAGAGUCUCAGAAGCUGCUGCGUAAAAAGGCCAAGAAAAUGCUGAAAACCACCAAUAAGCCCAAAGUGGAGAAGGCAGCACCUGGAGAUGUGCUGAUCAUCCCCCCAAAACCUGACACCCCGAAGCUCUUCCAGGCUGCCCUGGCUGCCACGGGGAGGAUGGGGGGCAGAAGAACUCUGGCCCAGCUCCGCUGGAGGCUGAAGGAGCUGAAUGCAAUGCAGGUGGCACAGGUCAGCCUCAGACAGGGGUAG
Messenger RNA from Chaetura pelagica (chimney swift), 2400 nucleotides. It is a transcript of the gene CNGB1, whose product is annotated as cyclic nucleotide gated channel beta 1. Gene Ontology annotation, biological process: monoatomic cation transmembrane transport; retina homeostasis. Gene Ontology annotation, cellular component: photoreceptor outer segment; plasma membrane; intracellular cyclic nucleotide activated cation channel complex. The transcript is spliced from 21 exons. The record is from RefSeq and is a predicted model, not a curated record. The coding region runs from base 1 to 2400 and encodes 799 amino acids. Gene Ontology annotation, molecular function: intracellularly cGMP-activated cation channel activity; cGMP binding; intracellularly cAMP-activated cation channel activity. Lineage: Eukaryota; Metazoa; Chordata; Aves; Apodiformes; Apodidae.